CCCCUCCCCGCCGCCGCCGAGCUGGACCGCAGCGGCCCGGCGACCAUGCGCCGCCUCCCGCGGGCCCUGCUGCUGCCGCUGCCGCUCGCCCUGCUCGUGGCCGCGGGGGCCCCCGAGGCGCCGGUCAGCGCGCCAAGGAGCCUGGUGUGGGGGCCCGGGCUGCAGGCGGCCGUCGUUCUGCCCGUCCGCUAUUUCUACCUGCAGGCCGUCACCUCGGAGGGCCAAAACCUCACCCGCUCGCCCCCAGGUCAAACACUAUUCAAAGUAGUAAUCAAAUCUCUUUCACCUAAAGAGUUAGUCCGGAUUCACAUCCCUAAACCUUUGGACAGGAAUGAUGGAACAUUUUUGAUGCGAUAUAGGAUGUAUGAAACUGUCAAUGAAGGGCUGAAGAUAGAGGUCCUUUAUGGUGAUGAACAUGUGGCUCAGUCUCCCUAUAUUUUGAAAGGACCCGUGUACCAUGAAUACUGUGAGUGUCCAGAAGAGGAUCCUCAGGCCUGGCAGAAAACCCUGUCUUGUCCAACCAAGGAACCACAGAUUGCAAAAGAUUUUGCAUCUUUUCCCAGCAUCAAUCUCCAGCAGAUGCUAAAUGAAGUUCCUAAAAGGUUUGGGGAUGAGAGGGGCGCCAUUGUUCAUUACACGAUUCUCAAUAACCACAUCUACCGGAGAUCUUUAGGGAAGUACACAGACUUCAAAAUGUUCUCUGAUGAGAUUUUGCUGUCACUGGCAAGAAAGGUUCUUCUCCCAGAUUUAGAAUUUUAUGUUAAUCUUGGAGAUUGGCCCUUGGAGCAUCGAAAAGUCAAUGAAACCCCUGGCCCUUUACCUAUCAUUUCAUGGUGUGGCUCUCUGGAUUCACGAGAUGUUAUCCUCCCAACAUAUGACAUCACCCACUCCACACUUGAAGCAAUGAGAGGUGUUACAAAUGAUCUCCUUUCUAUUCAGGGAAAUACAGGGCCUUCCUGGAUCAAUAAAACAGAGAAAGCUUUCUUCAGAGGUCGAGACAGCCGAGAGGAGAGGCUCCAGUUGGUGCAGCUGGCCAAAGAAAAUCCACAGCUACUAGAUGCAGGAAUUACAGGAUAUUUCUUUUUCCAAGAGAAAGAAAAGGAGCUUGGAAAAGCUAAAUUGAUAGGUUUCUUUGAUUUCUUUAAGUACAAGUAUCAAGUGAACGUGGAUGGGACCGUGGCUGCUUAUAGAUAUCCAUAUCUCAUGCUGGGCGACAGUCUCGUUCUGAAACAGGACUCACCGUAUUAUGAACAUUUCUAUUUGGCACUAAAGCCUUGGAAACAUUAUGUUCCAAUUAAAAGAAAUCUCAGUGAUUUACUAGAGAAAGUUAAAUGGGCCAAGGAAAAUGAUGGAGAAGCCAAGAAGAUUGCCAAAGAAGGGCAGUUGACUGCUAGGGAGCUGCUACAGCCACACAGGCUGUACUGCUACUAUUACAGAGUGCUACAGAAAUAUGCUGAGCGCCAGUCCAGCAAACCAGAAAUACGUGAUGGAAUGGAACUUGUUCCUCAGCCAAAGGAUAAUGAAUCCAUCUGCCAGUGCCACAGGAAAAGGCCUUUAAGAGAGGAGCUUUAAGUCAGCCCAGAUUCACUCCUGCGUAUACCAGUGACAUCUUUAAUGGAAGUGUUCAGAUGGAAUCUAAGCCAUGAAGAACACAGCUUGGAAGACUUUAUCCAAAGGACUAGUUCUCUUGAUGGUCUUAUAUAAUGUGGAUGGACAGAGUGAUAUUAGAGCAAGUAUUACCAAGUAUCUUUGGAUAUUAAUUUCUUUUGAGUGAAAACUGCUAUUAUGAGCAUCAUAGUUUCUCUAAAAAGAAAACGUGGGGAUCGUACUAGAUAGAGAGGCUUGCCAAGAUAUAAAUCACUCUCUGUGAAACUAUUUACAUCAUAUUUAUUGAUUCAUUUCUACUUCUAGUUCACUUUCCCGCUUCCCCUUCCAAUUAUGAAGAAAAAAUAUUUGUGCAGGGCUUCCCCCCCUACCACGCCCCCACAUAAUUUCUUCUCCUAUAAGCUGCUUUUGGCAUUUAGUAAUAGCAAGCCUCCUCUAAGAAGGUCUGAUAAGAAUAAUUAAGGAAGAUGAGGAUGACUCUGUUAUUAAAGGUAGUUUGGAGACUAUCAAGGGGCUAUUUUUUUAAUGCUCACUCACAUCUUUUCAACUAUGUUUUACCAUGGCCUGCCUGAGACAAAAUUAAGUAGAAACUGUGCCGUAAGCUAGAAAUUCCCAAUCUAUCUGGGUUGGACAUCCAUCAAGGACAACACAAUUAUUAAAGUAGAUGAGAGCAUCUUAUGGGUACCAUUCAUUAUCUAUUGAAUAAAUAAAAGAUAACUAUAGUCAGGUGGGGAUCUUUAAUUCUUUUUUAAUCUUUAAAAGGGAUACUUGAAAACCUCUGCAACAAGCUGCAGGAAAGCUAGUAUCUUGGGCUUUGCUAAUAAUCUGAGAACAAAGGCAAGCAUCCAUUCCUCACCACACCCCUCUUCUAUUUUACUGCUAAGAUAAAAACUUUGGAAAUUUCCUUGCCUUUUAGGACAGGGUGAAGACUUAAGACUUAUAGCCCAGAAAUUUGUUGUACAUUGCUUGUAAUACCACCAAUCCAAGAUUCAGUUCGCUAAAGAACACACUCCAAAAACAAGAGCUAUCCACACUCCCAACCUAAAGAUAUUUACUUCCCUAAUUGAAAUAUUUACUUAAUCUGGAAAAUAAUGUAACUGCUUUAAAGUAGUUAUAUCCUUUAUUAAAGAUCAAUAAGAACACAGGAUUUUUUUUUUAACUA
Molecule: messenger RNA, 2767 nt
Organism: Equus caballus (horse)
Lineage: Eukaryota; Metazoa; Chordata; Mammalia; Perissodactyla; Equidae
Gene: POGLUT3
Product: protein O-glucosyltransferase 3
Cellular component (GO): endomembrane system
Molecular function (GO): glucosyltransferase activity; protein binding
Source: RefSeq, a predicted model, not a curated record